Molecule: messenger RNA, 1185 nt
Organism: Wickerhamiella sorbophila
Lineage: Eukaryota; Fungi; Ascomycota; Dipodascomycetes; Dipodascales; Trichomonascaceae
Product: Diphosphomevalonate decarboxylase
Exons: 1
Coding region: 49-1185 (378 amino acids)
Biological process (GO): isopentenyl diphosphate biosynthetic process, mevalonate pathway; isoprenoid biosynthetic process
Cellular component (GO): cytosol
Molecular function (GO): diphosphomevalonate decarboxylase activity; ATP binding
Source: RefSeq, a predicted model, not a curated record
UUAUUUAUCCAGGCACCACGAAACCACACUUUACAACCCGACACUUUAAUGCCUACUUUCUCGGCAACCUCAACCGCACCUGUGAAUAUUGCUACCCUGAAAUACUGGGGCAAACGCGAUGUCAAGCUUAAUUUGCCGACGAAUUCGUCUAUUUCUGUGACCUUGUCUCAAGACGAUUUGCGCGCGACGACAACUGCUCGAGCAAGCGAUAGGUACACUCAAGACAAGUUGUGGCUCAAUGGGACGCGCGAGGAGAUUGAGAAAAAGCCGCGUACUCUCACUGUUAUCAACGAGUUGCGCAAGGCGCGCGCUGAGAUGGAAAAGGCCGACCCCUCUCUCCCGGGCCUGGCAAGCCUGAAGCUUCAGAUUGUUAGCGAGAACAACUUCCCGACCGCCGCUGGACUUGCCUCCUCGGCCGCAGGAUUUGCUGCUCUUGUUAAUGCUGUUGCGCUUCUGUACAAGCUUCCUCACUCCCCCACUGAGCUCUCUGUGCUGGCUCGCCAGGGUUCAGGCUCCGCCUGCCGCUCGUUGUUCGGCGGUUAUGUGGCCUGGGAAAUGGGGAGCAAAGACGACGGUUCUGAUUCUCAAGCUGUUGAAGUUGCGCCUAUUGGGCACUGGCCUUCAAUGAAGGCUGCCGUGCUUGUUGUAUCCGCUGCCAAAAAAGACGUUUCUUCGACCGCGGGUAUGCAGGUCACUGUGCACACCUCUACACUGUUCAAAGAGCGCAUCACGAAUGUUGUUCCUCAACGAUUCGAGAAAAUGAAGAAGGCCAUUAUUGACCGUGAUUUCCCUGAAUUCGCUAGGCUCACUAUGGCCGAUUCAAACCAAUUCCAUGCUGUGUGCUUGGAUAGCGAGCCGCCUAUUUUCUAUCUUAAUGAUGUCUCACGAGCUGCCAUUCGCACUGUGGAGGCUAUUAACGCCGCUGCUGGUAAAAUUAUCGCUGCAUACACUUUUGACGCGGGUCCCAACUGUGUGAUCUACUACUUGGAGGAAAACGAGCAGGCAGUUCUCUCCGGCCUGUCGUGCCUCAACGGUGUGUCUGGGUUCCCCCAGGUUUCUGCCGCAGCCUCAGGUGAUGAUCGCUGGUCGCAACAGCUGGCUGCCGGUAUCGAGCGAGUUAUCAUGACCAAGGUUGGCCCCGGGCCCCAGUCGAUUGACGCCGAGCUCGCAGAGGUUAGCAGUUAA